GGGAGAACAAUUGCAAACGAAAGAGCAAAUACAACGUCAGCAGAAGAGAACGAAGCUAUUAUAAUAUAAUACAGUAUAUACCAUCUGUUGACUCGCAGAAAAGAAAAGACAAAAAGAAGAAGAAACCAAUUGAAAAAGACACACGAUUAAUUUUCGUAGGAAUCGGAGGCAGCCCAUUUGAUUUGACUCAACCAAAAGCCUCUUGGAGGAAUAUGCACGAAUGAAUGACGAAAGGGGUCCUCGUGUGGAAAUUUGGAUUGAGUUCGAGUCCUUCCACCUCCAGAAUGAAUGAAUGAUUUCCUUGCUAUUUUGGAGAAAAAUUAGGCCUCAACUCUGGAACCCGUUUCAGAGUUUGCGUUUCUUCGGGGGAAUCCCUUGAUUUUAAGCUGAUUUUUUUUUUUUUUUUUCUUUUGGAGGGGAGGAAUUGUUAUUUCUUUCGUUUUGAACGAGGAGAUUGAUCGAGGUUCAGAAUAUAUCGAUUGUUGUUGCUUUUAACUAAGUUGGAUUCUUUGAUUCUGUAAUUCAGAGCUGCCCUGUUUUGAUAUUUGAGGAAACAGGUCUGUUUCGUUGCCCCUUUUUGAUCUCUUCUUACGUUUCUGAAUGCUUGGAGCUGAAGAGGUUGAUUUAGGAACAAGCUUGUUUGGGCCAUUGUGUGUGUGUUGUUUUAUGCUAUUUAAGAACUGAAUACUAUUUGAUUUUGCAUUAUUAUAAUGAAAUAUUUAAGCAAAUAUUUCACUGAUCCAUUCCUACUUUGAUACAAUCGACGAAGAAGUACGGCUUCAGAAAGACUGUUUCUUUGUUUGACAUGGCCUUCCUUCACUCCAGUUUCAACCCUACUCACAAAUUGAGUAAUGAGUAAAACUAGUCUAUUUAUGGGAGAAGGGAGGACCUUUUAACUUUUUGUCAAAUCCUUCUCCAAAUAUCUUGGGUGGAGUUGAGCUCCUUGAUUUUAGUCUACUGUUUGCUAGUAAACGAAGGAGUGUAAUCUGAUAAAGAUAAAUGCAUCAUAAAGCAAGCCUGUAAUUUUAUGCUUUUGUAACAACAAUCUCAUUCAGCUCCAAGCAUUGGGUUGGCUUGUACUUAGAGCAAUCUACAUGAAACCCGCCUAUUGCUAUUCUUUUAAUGCCUUGUUAUUUGUAUUGACUGCCUAUCCUAAUUCCUUCUGUAGAUGGGAGAUUCAAGCAUUGUAUACACACUGGAUGAGGCACUUUCAACUCUUGGUUUCGGAAAUUUCCAGGCCCUCAUACUUCUCUAUGGAGCACUGGGAUGGGUUGCGGAAGCAAUGGAGUUGAUGAUUCUUUCCUUCAUUGGACCUGGCCUUCAGUCUGAGUGGGACCUGUCUUCUAGUGAAGAAAGCUUGAUUUCAACUGUUGUUUUUGCUGGCAUGUUGAUUGGAGCAUAUUUGUGGGGUCAUGUAUCAGAUAACUGUGGAAGAAAGAAGGGAUUUCUCGGUGCUGCUAUGUUUAAUGCUGCUGCUGGAUUCUUCAGUGCUUUCUCUCCAAAUUAUGCAUGCUUGGUCACUCUUCGGUUCAUCGCUGGUAUUGGUUUAGGCGGUGGUUACUUAUUUACUACUUGGUUCUUAGAAUUUGUUCCUACUUCAAACAGAGGUUCUUGGAUGAUAAUUUUUUCAAGUUUCUGGACCAUUGGAUCGAUAUCUGAAGCUUUACUUGCAUGGAUAGUCAUGCCAAGGUGGGGAUGGAGGUGGCUACUUGUGCUGUCUGCUGUGCCAUAUUUUAUUGUGCUUCUGUUUUAUAAACUUGCACCUGAAUCUCCUCGGUAUCUUUCUUUAAAAGGUCGAUUAAAAGAAGCUCAGAAUGUUCUGGAGCAAGCAGCAGAGCUUAACCAAAUUAAACUUCCUCGUGGUUCUCUUGUGUCUGAUCAAAUGCUGAAUACAGAGGAAGAUUUGCCUCCAGCGGAAGAGACCCAUUUGCUUUCCUCCACAAAGAAGGAAACAUAUGAAUGUAAAAGAAUAUCCACUUCACCAUCAUUGCUCUCACUCUUUUCUCGCAAAUUCUUUAGGACAACUCUGCUGUUGUGGUUUUUAUUCUUUGGAACUACAUUUUCAUAUUACGGCGUUAUAUUGCUAACCUCCGAGUUGAGCUCCAGAAAAAAAACCUGUGGGCGUGUUUCGUUUUAUUUGGAGACAAGUCAGGCAUCGAACCUUUAUGUAGACGUAUUUGUUACGAGUUUGGCAGAACUCCCUGGACUGGUUUUAUCAGCAUUUAUUGUGGAUAGAGUUGGUCGCAAGGUCUCCAUGGUGAUCAUGUUCAUGUUAGGAUUUCUGCUACUAUUUCCACUUGUCGGUGAACUAGAAAGAAUGCUGACUACAAUUUUAUUGUUUGGAGCACGCAUGUUUGUUUCAGCUGCUUUUACAGUGGCCACUAUUUAUGCACCUGAGGUUUAUCCAACCGAUAUCAGGACCAGUGCUGUCGGCCUUACGACUUCCAUUGGAAGAAUUGGUGGCAUGAUUUGCCCUCUUGUUGCUGUUGGGUUAGUAAGUGAGUGCCAUCAAACUGCUGCGGUCAUUCUGUUUCUGGGAAUGAUAGCUCUUUCAGGACUCUCCGUUGCUUUUCUACCAUUUGAAACAAAGGGAAAGGACUUGUCUGAUUCUGUGAAUGAGCCUGAAACCAAAUAG
Messenger RNA from Oldenlandia corymbosa var. corymbosa, 2635 nucleotides. NCBI's taxonomy places the organism in Eukaryota, Viridiplantae, Streptophyta, Magnoliopsida, Gentianales, Rubiaceae. The record is from the annotation of a GenBank genome assembly.